CCUUCCGGGCUUUGCUUCCGGGGCGGUAAGGGCAGCCACGUCAUCCCCCCGCUCCGCUCGCCAGCCGGGCAGUGGCUCGUGGGAGCCAAGAUGGCGGCGGCGGCGGCGGCGGCAGCGACAGCAGCAGCAGCAGCAGCCAGUAUUCGGGAAAGGCAGACAGUGGCUUUGAAGCGUAUGUUGAAUUUCAAUGUGCCUCAUAUUAAAAACAGCACGGGGGAACCAGUAUGGAAGGUACUCAUUUAUGACAGAUUUGGCCAAGAUAUAAUCUCUCCUCUGCUAUCUGUGAAGGAGCUAAGAGACAUGGGAAUCACUCUGCAUCUGCUUUUACACUCUGAUCGAGAUCCUAUUCCAGAUGUUCCUACAGUAUACUUUGUAAUGCCAACUGAAGAAAAUAUUGACAGAAUUUGCCAGGAUCUUCGAAAUCAACUAUAUGAAUCAUAUUAUUUAAAUUUUAUUUCUGCUAUUUCAAGAAGUAAACUGGAAGAUAUUGCAAAUGCAGCGUUGGCAGCUAGUGCAGUAACACAAGUAGCCAAGGUUUUUGACCAAUAUCUCAAUUUUAUUACUUUGGAAGAUGAUAUGUUUGUAUUAUGUAAUCAAAAUAAGGAGCUUGUUUCAUAUCGUGCCAUUAACAGGCCAGAUAUCACAGACACGGAAAUGGAAACUGUUAUGGACACUAUAGUUGACAGCCUCUUCUGCUUUUUUGUUACCCUGGGUGCUGUUCCUAUAAUCAGAUGUUCAAGAGGAACAGCAGCAGAAAUGGUAGCAGUGAAACUAGACAAGAAACUUCGAGAAAAUCUAAGAGAUGCAAGAAACAGUCUUUUUACAGGUGAUACACUUGGAGCUGGCCAAUUCAGCUUCCAGAGGCCCUUAUUAGUCCUUGUUGACAGAAACAUAGAUUUGGCAACUCCUUUACAUCAUACUUGGACAUAUCAAGCAUUGGUGCAUGAUGUACUGGAUUUCCAUUUAAACAGGGUUAAUUUGGAAGAAUCUUCAGGAGUGGAAAACUCUCCAGCUGGUGCUAGACCAAAGAGAAAAAACAAGAAGUCUUAUGAUUUAACUCCAGUUGAUAAAUUUUGGCAAAAACAUAAAGGAAGUCCAUUCCCAGAAGUUGCAGAAUCAGUUCAGCAAGAACUAGAAUCUUACAGAGCACAGGAAGAUGAGGUCAAACGACUUAAAAGCAUUAUGGGACUAGAAGGGGAAGAUGAAGGAGCCAUAAGUAUGCUUUCUGACAAUACCGCUAAGCUAACAUCAGCUGUUAGUUCUUUGCCAGAACUCCUUGAGAAAAAAAGACUUAUUGAUCUCCACACAAAUGUUGCCACUGCUGUUUUAGAACAUAUAAAGGCAAGAAAAUUGGAUGUGUAUUUUGAAUAUGAAGAAAAAAUAAUGAGCAAAACUACUCUGGAUAAAUCUCUUCUAGAUAUAAUAUCAGACCCUGAUGCAGGAACUCCAGAAGAUAAAAUGAGGUUGUUUCUUAUCUAUUAUAUAACCACACAGCAAGCACCUUCUGAGGCUGAUUUGGAGCAAUAUAAAAAAGCUUUAACUGAUGCAGGAUGCAACCUUAAUCCUUUACAAUAUAUCAAACAGUGGAAGGCUUUUACCAAGAUGGCCUCAGCUCCUGCCAGCUAUGGCAGCACUACCACUAAACCAAUGGGUCUCUUAUCACGAGUCAUGAAUACAGGAUCACAGUUUGUGAUGGAAGGAGUGAAGAACCUGGUUUUGAAACAGCAAAAUCUACCUGUUACUCGUAUUUUGGACAAUCUUAUGGAGAUGAAGUCAAACCCUGAAACUGAUGACUAUAGAUAUUUUGAUCCCAAAAUGCUGCGGGGCAAUGACAGCUCAGUUCCCAGAAAUAAAAAUCCAUUCCAAGAGGCCAUUGUUUUUGUGGUGGGAGGAGGCAACUACAUUGAAUAUCAGAAUCUUGUUGACUACAUAAAGGGGAAACAAGGCAAACACAUUUUAUAUGGCUGCAGUGAGCUUUUUAAUGCUACACAGUUCAUAAAACAGUUGUCACAACUUGGGCAAAAGUAACACAGAACCUUACUAUGAUCAUCUACUUGGAUAAUCCACUUGGAAUGUGGAUAAAUGUAAAAAGAAGAAAAGUUAGAAGAGCAGUAUGUUUCCUUCUCUGUAACAGUGUCCUAAUAGUGAAAAUCAGAGUUAUUUGUUAAUUUUUAAGGAAAUUCCUUACUUAAUAUGUAUUGAUUAAAAGAAUAAAACAUUUCAGAAAUAAAA
Molecule: messenger RNA, 2232 nt
Organism: Symphalangus syndactylus (siamang)
Lineage: Eukaryota; Metazoa; Chordata; Mammalia; Primates; Hylobatidae
Gene: SCFD1
Product: sec1 family domain containing 1
Biological process (GO): vesicle-mediated transport
Source: RefSeq, a predicted model, not a curated record